CAGCGUGGCACUCAGUUACCGCUGGCCUUCUCGUAGAGUAGGACGUGUGCGCUCUCCUUAAUCCUUCCAUCGGUGACAGGCAUCCUGGUAAACUUUAAGCGUUGUGGAACGUAUUAGUCAAACUAGCGAACUAUUUCAUCUCUAGCCUUUCCUUCGCGAUGCCCAAAGGCAAUGUUGACUCAUAAAAUACUUUUCAAACUCGAAGGAAGGAUAGACUUUGCGUGGUAAUUGUUAAAAGGGAAGUUCGCAAUUCCAUCGGUGCGCGAUUGAUAAAAGGGACCCUAUGAGAAAGUACGAAUUGCUGUGGGAAUCUUGAUGAUUUAGCGACUAGAUCUGGUCUUCCCACAGCUGUCAUCUUGCGUCAAAAGGAACAGAAAAUCCAACACAUUAGUACGAUUGUCCCAGUAAAAGCAGACUGAGUAAGAUACUCGCCAAAGCUCGAAGGGGAAUCGAAUUGGAAUUGUGUAAACAAACGCUCGUGACAAUUGGAAUUGUGUAAACAAACGCUCGUGACAUCUGAUGAAAAUAAAUCUCAUUAACUCUUAGUCAAGGAUGGACACAUAUAUGUCAAAUUUGUAAGUAUACUUUUAGAGCUAAUUUUGAAGUGGUUUGCUAAUCUCACCUAAAAAAAUAUUAAAACAACAGUUUUGAUUAUCGUAAAAGCGUUUAAUUAUUGUUUUGAAUGGAUUGGCAAAUAUUCAGUUAUAUAAGUAAUUUUUAGAGACUUUAGAAAAAAAACGAGAAACAAUUCAAAUAAUCUUUGUUAGUGAUUAACGGCAACUGUGUUCAGAAGCGUCACGUGAUAGUUUCCCGCAAAAGCAGAGGAACAGAAAACACAUCGUCAGGUAACCUUGGAUCAAAAAUCGAAAGUUAGGCCUAGCUCGUGACAGCAAGAAAUACAUCACUCUGUUUAACACGGAAAGUGACUUUCACGUUUACGUUCUUUUGAAAAUCAAAUUAAGUGGCUUUAUUUUUCCUCUUCAAUAGAGAAAUAUAUCUAUUUCCGGUGUGGCGGGCGAAUUCAAAACAAUCACAUUCAAAGUAAGAUUUGAAAAAGGGCAACGUGAAAAAUUGAGCUUAUAGAAAAUUAAGCUUUACUAAGGGUGUGAAAUAAAUUAUUUACUUAUUUCAGAUAGCUAGCAUAUUAUCCAACGCAGAAAGUAAAGUGGUGAAUACUUACAAUAUAUUAUCAAUAAUGCCUUUCAGAGAUACCAUGUAAAACAUAAGGAGCGAAAAAUCUGAAACGCGCUGUAAGAAACUUGAACCAUUUGAAUCUGACAAUUGAAAUCAUGAUACGGAAGUAGUGAUGAGGACUUGAAACAUUGUGGCAGAAUCAUAUCACCCAGGUAAAUCCCAAACCGUAAUAAAACACAGCCAAAUUUUAUGAGUGACAGAAAAGGACGUAAAAAAGUGAACCAACAACAUGGAUAUGACAGCAUUGGGUAUGUCCACAGCCUCUCUGGCGACAAGUUUCGCCUCUUCGGAGCUGCUGGCGACAUCUACCGCCUACCCGGACUACUACAGCGACAUACCUGAAGAGUUCAGGAAUAUGUCGAAGAUCGACAACAGCUCCUGCCACCAUCAGUUCCUUGAUUUGUCCGACUUCGAAUAUCCAUAUCGGAAAGAAACCUGGAUAGAUAUAACAUGGAGAGAAAUAUUGAAGAUAACCGCAUACGCACUGGUCUUCCUGAUAUCUCUCUCCGGCAAUCUCCUGGUCAUCCUGGUUGUUUACUACAACGCCCAUAUGCGGUCCUCAACGAACCAGUACCUGGUGAACCUGGCAGUUGCGGAUCUCUUUGUGACGCUGGUGUGCAUGUGGGUGCACAUCGUGCGUCAUUUGUCUCAUCCCCACUACGUCCUCCCGGCUAUCGUCUGCAAGUUGGAUGGCUUCGCGCAAACCACGGCCCUCCUGGCGAGCGUCUUGACCCUGACGGUGAUCAGCGUGGGGCGUUUUAUAGCGGUGAUGUUCCCCUUGCACGCGCGCACAUCUCCCGACAGGGCGCAUAAGGUCAUCGCCGCCGUGUGGUUCACCUCCGCCGUUUCUGGCCCGCCCUAACCCUCUUCUACAGGGAAACUCUACAGCGUCAAGUGGGCCAACUUCACGUCGUGGCAAUGCGACGAGAUCUGGCCUCAGAAGCAGGAGAGAGACCCUGUAACGGGGUACUGCAUGCUCGUCUACAACAGUAAGCACUACUUCUACACUGCCCUCACCAUCGCCCUCUACUUCUUACCUGUUGGAAUCAUGUUCAUCAACUACAGCCUGGUCGUGUGGCGCCUGUGGGUGACCCAGAUCCCAGGGGAGCACUUCCUGCCCGCCCGCAACACCGCUGCGAGAGCCAAGAUGAAGGUGGUCAAGAUGGUGUCCGUCGUCCUGGUGGUGUUUGUCCUCUGCUGGACUCCUCUUCAGUCGAUCAUCCUCUACAGCAACUUCAUUCACACCCAGCAUAAUUCCCUUCCGGAAUGGUUCUCCGCCCUGGAAUUCUCUGCCUACUUCGUUGCCUACUCGAACUCGGCUCUCAACCCCAUCAUCUACUGCGGAUUCAACGACAACUUCCGCAAAGGACUUGUCGCUCUCCUGACCUGCAGCCGCACCUACUACGGCAGUAUGACUAACCACAGACGUUCUACAACAAGGUUUACUCUAGGACAUGAUCGCGUCGAUACCCAAGGCUCGUCUUACUGUGAGACAGAGACCACAAGCAAUGCGUUCACCACCGCAGAGGCUCUGCAGGACUCUCUGCUCAACGUGGAAUUGUCCGAAGUGAGAAAUGGAGAAUCUCGCAGCCAAAGAAAAACCAGUUCAUCCAGAAGCAUCCCAUGAGCCAGUCCCUCUCUGGAAGGAUGGUCGCCAACACAGCCAAUAAGGACAUCAACCACCACACCAUGAACAACUAUGCUGCUGACCUGGUCUGUAAGAAAUGUCGGGAAAACCAACACGCCGAAACGCAGCUAGGUCACGUGUGCACAUCAGUCCCCACCCCAAAUCACCACCACCAUCACCACAGCAACGCCCAGCGUUACCCACCGAGAUCGGAUGGCUUCGGAGGCAGCGGC
Molecule: messenger RNA, 3054 nt
Organism: Macrobrachium nipponense
Lineage: Eukaryota; Metazoa; Arthropoda; Malacostraca; Decapoda; Palaemonidae
Product: cholecystokinin receptor type A-like
Biological process (GO): neuropeptide signaling pathway
Cellular component (GO): plasma membrane
Molecular function (GO): neuropeptide receptor activity
Source: RefSeq, a predicted model, not a curated record